Colias croceus (clouded yellow) is the source of this 1163-nucleotide messenger RNA. RefSeq lists its product as uncharacterized. The record is from RefSeq and is a predicted model, not a curated record. Bases 86 to 862 code for a protein of 258 amino acids. The transcript is spliced from 5 exons. NCBI's taxonomy places the organism in Eukaryota, Metazoa, Arthropoda, Insecta, Lepidoptera, Pieridae.
UAUUACUGUUACACGUGCCAUACUUUGAUAUACAUAUUUGUAAGCCUACAACAACACUAUCUAAUUAAAUUAUUAAAAAAACGUCAUGGAGCACCAAUUCCGUGAACAAUAUGAAUACGAAUUAGGAGAAUACUGGAAAGCAAUUAUUAAAGAAGAUGUGACAAAAGGAAAUGAAAUCAACAAAAAGUUUUUACCACCGAAAAUACGUAAAUUUAUAUGGGACAUUUCCAAAGUACUAUUACAAGACCCGGAGAGUAUUCCAGGCAGUGCCUGUAGAAUUAUCGAACAAUUUUACGCAGAACAAGUAGAGAAGUAUUGCAAAUGUUCAGACUUUUAUGUGAAAAUCCAACUCAAAAGGAAGCUUAUGAUGGAUUUCCCACUAACCGUGAGCUGCGCGAUAUUUAUCGCUGCGAAAAUAGUCUGCAGGAACGCACGCGGCCUAGACAUUUACUUUCUAAUAUUCUAUCUUGCUACAAAUGAAAUUUACACAACCCCGCAAUUAUUGAUCCGCCACGAGUUUGAAAUAAUGAGAGUUUUAAACUUCAAACUUCCAUUGUGGAACGGUUUAGAAACAGCAUUAGUAAUAGCAAUGGCUGCUUCGAUGAAAGAAUUGUUGAUGGAAGUCAGUUAUGCGAUGGACUUAGCGGAGUACAGAGCUUCAAUAAUAAAUGAAGAAAUUUGUAAAGUCUCUGGCUCGAAGUCUGCAAUUUGCACUGCAAGAUUGUCCGCCGGUGUCGUCGUAGCUGUAGCUGAGAAAAAUGCUUUGAAUAUGGACCGGGUUUUAGAAUCAGUGUCGAUCUAUUCCAGCCUCACUAUUGAUUAUUUGAAAUUAAUCAAAGAUAUUAUUGUAAAGUAUAUUUAGGUAGUAUAGAAAUUAUACUAUGUAUUUGUUAUUGUUAUUUGUUAUUAUCUAUAAGUAAGUGGUUAAUUAUAAGCAAUCAAGUUGUAAAUAUUUAAAUACGAUUUGUAAUUUGUGAAUUUGCAAAACAGUUCUUGUUACUUUUUUUUAUUAUUCAUAAGUUACCUAGAGGUACCUACCUGCUUAAGCAAGAAAAAUAAAUUAUUCCGAAAAUGAUUAAAAAACACGAUACAAAAUAUGAUUUGCUGAUUUUCCCACCAAUUAUUGCAAUAGAUGAAUGAUGAUUAUUUUGAAAUACAGUGAA